AUGGAAAAACCUAGUGGAGUUAACCGUGUCCGAGAAACAUUUUCCAUAGCACAAUUCCACAUUAAAUACUACACUCCAAUAAAAAUUUAUGAUGUCACAAUCAAUGUAGCAUUUACGGAAUGGAAACAAGUUGUUUGGAUUGAAGCUAUAGUUGAUGGUCGUGGGUAUGGAUGUGAGCCAACUGAUGAGUUGGAAAAUAGUGUUAUUCAGACGGGCCCUGGACGUUAUCAGUAUGGAUUUUAA
Messenger RNA from Blumeria graminis f. sp. triticale, 243 nucleotides. NCBI's taxonomy places the organism in Eukaryota, Fungi, Ascomycota, Leotiomycetes, Helotiales, Erysiphaceae. The record is from the annotation of a GenBank genome assembly.